Molecule: messenger RNA, 1109 nt
Organism: Manihot esculenta (cassava)
Lineage: Eukaryota; Viridiplantae; Streptophyta; Magnoliopsida; Malpighiales; Euphorbiaceae
Product: D-aminoacyl-tRNA deacylase
Exons: 9
Coding region: 34-990 (318 amino acids)
Biological process (GO): D-amino acid catabolic process
Molecular function (GO): D-aminoacyl-tRNA deacylase activity
Source: RefSeq, a predicted model, not a curated record
UUCUCCGAACUAUAUCCGAAGCGGGAGAAGGAGAUGGUGACCCUGGUGGUGGCGACCACCAUCGACGCGGCCUCUAUCGGCCCAGCUUCCGCUCUGUUAUCCAUGCCCGGUUGGCAACCCGGCCCCCCCUGGCCUGAGGAUGCUCAAAGUUUUGUGAACAAGGAGGUGAGGCUAAUAAAAUUAGGCAACCGCCUUGUGAAGGAGGAUCAUUUAGAUAAACGGUGGGAGGAGGCAACUGGCGAGUCUGUGAAUGAGGUCAUAUUUCUUAGCAAGCAUGUUGCUUCAUCAAGCAGACCUGCUCUCACAAUUCACCCUAUUGGUACUCCACAUAUUAGUGAAGGUGAGGUUCUAGUUGCUGGUGGAAAGGCAGGAUGGGUUGCACCUCCAAAUCCUAGGAUAGGGCCAUGGUUGAGACUCUUGAAGACCAUUGCUGCAUCACAUAAUCUAUCUCCUGAAUUUGAGGUUACCUUGGAGGCUACUCAUCAUGGACCAGUAAUUAAUUCACCAACCAUGUUUGUAGAGAUUGGUAGCACAGAAGAGUACUGGAGGAGGCAGGAUGCUGCACAGACCAUUGCUUUAUUAGUGUGGCAAGGAUUGGGUCUUGGAGAAGGAAUUUCUGUGGGAGACUGGCCUAGGAAUAACGGCAAAAACAAAAUUCUUUUCGGAAUAGGUGGUGGGCAUUAUGUGCCACGGCAUAUGGACAUUGUUUUAAAAGAUGGUGUUUGGGUAGGCCAUCUGCUCUCUGGGUAUUCCUUACAGAUGGAAGAUCCUAAUCCUAGCCAACCAAAAGUACCAGUGAAUGCUAAUGCCGUGGGUGGAACUUGGAGGGAAGCAAUCAAGGUUGCAUUUGAGGCUACCAAAAUGGCUUUUCCUGGGGGAGAAGUUCUAGCCCAUCUUGACCAAAAGAGUUUCAAGAGUUGGCAGAGGAAUGCCAUUAAAGGUUUCUUGGUGGAUCGGAACAUAAAGAUUGGCAAACCCAGUGACUUCUAAUACUUGGAGAAAAAGUUGGUCAUUGAUUUUAUCUUGUAAUGCCCCUUAUUAUUAUUACACAUAAUAAUUUAUUUGGAAUACCUCUUCCCAUUUGAUUUUAAUUUUAUUUCCUAUUUACU